GGUGAGGUGAGGCGUGGUUGGACGUCAUAUAACACCGACAUCCCUCUCUCCCAACCGACACGUUCUCCUCGACCAUCACUCGACAGCUCUGUCCAACAACAGAGCAUUCCUGUCAGACCUAUUCUCUUCGGCUGGAUGUUCGACCACAGCGAGACAUCGUACUGCUCCCGAAAUUCUCGCCACCAUCAACGCUCAGUGUCUGAAUCAGGAAUACGCCCAUGUCUCCUCUCAGCCGAGAGUGCAAGCGCCUUUCGUUCCCAGCAUCAGCACAAACCUUACUGUUUUCCUGCGACUGAAGCAGAGGCGGCUACACGGAUCCCGCGCAUCUGUUACAGACCCGUCUUAUCCUCUGAUGAUGAUGCUGAUCAAUCUUACGCCAAGGGGACUGGUUUUUCCGGCCCGCGCCGUAGGACGACGAGACGCAGAGUAGGGAGAAUCGCAUAUGUGGAGUCAGGAUAUCACAGUGAAGGGGAAGUGUGGACGCUACGCCAAUUCUUAGAAGUUGAAGAAACCGAUGAACGUGUGGCGGAAACUCGACUCGAACAGGGGAAGGCUGUUGACCGGGAUGAUUCUGUCAAUACAGAUGAUGGUACGACAGAUGCAGGGCCGGCGCCAAUCUCUUCAAAGAGGAUGUCGCUGCCUGCCAGUGCCUUCCGCAGGAGGUCCUUAAAGCCUCCCUCUUCUUCUGUAUCCACCACCGCAACACCCCCCAAGGACUCACCACGCUUUGCAGGGGCCUCAGCGUUAGAGCUAAGAGUUACACCUCCUUCUAUAGGCUCACUCGCCGAGUUCGAGGACUCCCUACCUCUGAAUCGACACGCAAAGUUCAGGUUUUCACAAAACCUCAUGUUUCAGCGUGGGCAUGGACGUCUGCGGCAGGAAACGACGUCUUCCGAUAUCUCAUCUUCGUCGAGCACGGAUCUUGCCUCCUCCUCCUCCCCGCAGACCAAGUCAGCUAACAUCGACAACGAUCCGGACGCGCCGUUGAGGCCAAGACGGCGUCGAAUUUCUUGCAAACCCGUGCGGGUGCGGAGAGUCAGCACGUCAGUCGUCGAGGAGCAUGUGCGCUCUGCGCUGCCCAGAACUCGAACUCAAUAUGAUAAACGGGUUCCUGCCCCUGCCCCUUGCUCGACCCACACUUCAUCUCUCUGGAUCAAUCGCAAAUUAUCGCGCCCCUACGAAUCCCAACCGACGGAAAACAGUCUGUCGUCGAUUCGUCAGCGUUCAUGCACACCCACUCCUCCAACCCGCACCCCUUCCACCUCGACUUUGACGUCCUCGCUCUUCCAUCGUCGACAUUCUUCCAGAGCCCAUAAAUCGCUCACAGUGCACGUUAUACCCCCUCCGCGCUCUUUAAGCUUGACGCCUACGCCUUCCGGCUCCCAUUUCGCAACGAUCCCUUCACCUUCCCUAUCGCCACUAUUCUCUGCCAUUGACUCCACGUCUUCCUUGUCGUCGGCAUCAUACUUGUCCGCCGGUCAACUACCCCUCGUCUCCGUCACGGAAGGAGAGGAUGACGACGCGGAUAGGGACACGGAGAAGGCCGCAUUGGGUCGGUCGUCCUCUGUGAAGCGGUUCUUCAAGCGUGCAUCUCUCGGGGCCGGCAAAGUACCCAGCUUGUCGUUCUCGGAUGGCCCGUCGGCAUGGUCAUCCCACAAUCCGUCUUCGCCCCUUCUUAGCCCAAGCGCUACACCUACGAGGUCGAGAUCGAGGUCAAAACCUCCCGGUCGUCGUGCAAAGGCGGAUAAUCGGAGUUCGGUCAGUUUGGCUGCGCCCGUCGAGUCCCCGCUUACUUUAGAGUUGAAGGAGCAGAAAGCGAGGAAGCGGAGGAGUUUGAUCUUUUUGAAGGGUGGCAAGAGUGUGACGACGAAAAACGAUGAUGAUUCUAGUGUCAAGCCGGAGGUGGAUGAAGAGGAUGGCGAUAGACAGGAGAAGGAGGACGUUUCUGAUCAUAUCCUUGCAGGGGGGAGUCCACGAUCGACGUAUUCCUCAGCUAGCUCGACGUUGUUCGCACCUUCACCUAUCGAUAUCAAUGCCGAUGCCCAGGAUAAGACCAAGCCUGUCGUCGCCAUCGUAGAAGAGACCAUCGAAUCCGAAACAGAGGCGGAAACAGAAACAGAGGUGCAGCAUGAGUCCAAGCCCGCACCGUCACCGUCACCUAGACGCGAGUCGUUCUUGGAUAUGGGUAUCCACGCGGAAACAGCACGAUCUGCGCUCGGGUUGAAUGGCAUCAGGAGGAGUUUGACGUUGGGGAGAAGACAGCUCACGGGCAUGGGGAAGAGGGCGACGAUUGCCGUUGACGUUGAUGUUGGGAAGGGGGUGCUAAGUAUGGGUCAGGGGUUGGGUUUGGGUAUGGGAGGGUAUGGGCAGGAUCAGUUUGGAAUAGGGUUCGGGGGUGCGGCUACGGGUUUAGGUGAUAAAGGCGGAAUGGGGCCGAGGAGGUCUUUCAGUCAGAUGUCCAGGAUGACUGCAGACGAUCAGUCGGUCUAUUCAACCGAUGCGGCGGAUGAUUGAGACUGCUGCGAGUGUGAAGGCCGGUGGUAGUCGUGGCCAUUCGGACUGAGUUAGAGAGGACUCUAGACUGGACUUUGUUUCGGCUGUAUCUAUUAUUGCCUGGAGGCGGCUCUUGCGCGGAGCGCGAGGGGGCGAGAAGAGGCGCACUGUACCUAUACGAUUACUAUUACUGCUCAUUACUUAUUUUUGGCUCGGAUUGCAUACUUAUUUGACUGCUAAUGUAGAGGAGGAGUCUUUUACACCCUAGCGAACCUCUUUCGAUUUUAAUGUUUGAGGUAUU
Stereum hirsutum FP-91666 SS1 is the source of this 2794-nucleotide messenger RNA. RefSeq lists its product as uncharacterized. The coding region runs from base 136 to 2514 and encodes 792 amino acids. Lineage: Eukaryota; Fungi; Basidiomycota; Agaricomycetes; Russulales; Stereaceae. The record is from RefSeq and is a predicted model, not a curated record. The transcript is spliced from 3 exons.